Choloepus didactylus (southern two-toed sloth) is the source of this 1358-nucleotide messenger RNA. It is a transcript of the gene APEX1, whose product is annotated as apurinic/apyrimidinic endodeoxyribonuclease 1. Lineage: Eukaryota; Metazoa; Chordata; Mammalia; Pilosa; Megalonychidae. Gene Ontology annotation, cellular component: nucleus. The record is from RefSeq and is a predicted model, not a curated record. The transcript is spliced from 5 exons. Bases 160 to 1116 code for a protein of 318 amino acids. Gene Ontology annotation, molecular function: DNA binding; endonuclease activity; DNA-(apurinic or apyrimidinic site) endonuclease activity. Gene Ontology annotation, biological process: base-excision repair.
AGCGUGACCGCGCCAGUUACCCACGUGGGGGCACAGCAUUCUCCAUUGUUUGUGCCGGGGUGAGGAAGAGCCAGGCCGUGACCCGAGCAGGCAACGCGGUAAAAAUCCUCCUUCGGUGGGUGACGUGGAACAAGUGCCGAAAAGCUUUCGUUUUACAAGAUGCCAAAGCGUGGGAAAAAGGGAACGGUGGCAGAAGACAGAGAAGAGCCCAAGACUGAGCCAGAGGCCAAGAAGAGUAAGACGGGAGCAAAGAAAAAUGAAAAAGAGGCAGCAGGAGAAGGGCCAGUCCUGUAUGAGGACCCCCCAGAUCGGAAAACCUCACCUAGUGGCAGAUCUGCCACAAUCAAGAUCUGCUCCUGGAAUGUGGAUGGGCUUCGAGCCUGGAUUAAGAAGAAAGGUUUAGAUUGGGUAAAAGAAGAAGCCCCAGAUAUCCUGUGCCUCCAAGAGACCAAAUGUUCAGAGAACAAACUACCUGCUGAAUUUCAAGACUUGCCUGGAUUAUCCCAUCAGUACUGGUCAGCACCUUCAGACAAGGAAGGGUACAGUGGUGUGGGCCUACUUUCUCGCCAGUGCCCACUCAAAGUCUCUUAUGGCAUAGGCGAGGAAGAACAUGAUCAGGAAGGUCGUGUGAUCGUGGCUGAAUUUGAUGCAUUUGUGCUGGUAACAGCCUAUGUACCCAAUGCAGGCCGGGGUCUGGUGCGACUGGAGUACCGGCAGCGCUGGGAUGAAGCCUUUCGCAAGUUCCUAAAGGACUUGGCUUCCCGCAAGCCUCUUGUGGUAUGUGGCGACCUCAACGUGGCUCACGAAGAGAUUGACCUUCGCAACCCCAAGGGAAACAAAAAGAAUGCUGGCUUCACCCCACAAGAACGCCAAGGCUUUGGGGAUUUGCUGCAGGCUGUGCCAUUGGCUGACAGCUUCCGGCACCUCUACCCCAGCACUGCCUAUGCUUACACUUUUUGGACUUACAUGAUGAAUGCUCGAUCCAAGAACGUUGGCUGGCGCCUUGAUUACUUUCUGUUGUCCCAUUCUCUGUUACCUGCAUUAUGUGACAGCAAGAUCCGUUCCAAGGCCCUAGGCAGUGAUCACUGUCCCAUCACUCUAUUCCUAGCACUGUGAGGCCUCCCCCCAAAAAUCCCUCAGCCUGGGAAACGAGCUCCCCAAACUAGCAUUUCUUUUAAAAUAUAUUGCUCUAGAGAAAUCUGCACUGUAUUUGCUUUCUAAAAAUAAUCUGAAUCUUCCAUCCAGGCUUAUACUGAAAGAUUUAGGUUUCUAUCUUGUUCUUUUAAGCCCAAGGUUUUAGUUUUGUGUGUGUUCUUCCUUUGACCUGUCCAUGUGAAAAUAAAGAGCCAUAGUUUCAG